Messenger RNA from Megalobrama amblycephala (Wuchang bream), 872 nucleotides. Its product is annotated as rano class II histocompatibility antigen, A beta chain. Gene Ontology annotation, biological process: positive regulation of T cell activation; antigen processing and presentation of exogenous peptide antigen via MHC class II; immune response. The record is from RefSeq and is a predicted model, not a curated record. NCBI's taxonomy places the organism in Eukaryota, Metazoa, Chordata, Actinopteri, Cypriniformes, Xenocyprididae. Bases 1 to 798 code for a protein of 265 amino acids. Gene Ontology annotation, cellular component: MHC class II protein complex; membrane. The transcript is spliced from 5 exons. Gene Ontology annotation, molecular function: MHC class II protein complex binding.
AUGGCAGCCAUUACAGGAUUCACCGUGGUGUCGGAAUCCUCCGCGACACCCACAGUGAAAGUUGAACCAACUGCGAGCAGGGCAAAGUCCAGGAAUUCCAUGAACGAUCCUCGGGGACCAUGGGGUGCAGUUACCUUGACGAAGGCUGACAAGGUGCAUUGCAGGAUCCAUGCUGGGACUAGGACGCCCAACAAAGCUGCUGAAUCUUGUCCAUGUAUGCAGCACACUGUAUUCAAAGUCACAACUACACAUAGCAGCAGGACUUCACAAAUGCAGGACAAUCUUGUGGUACAUUUGGCAGUGUUUUUGUAUACUUUAUUUAAAGCAGUACAGGGAAAUUAUGGAUAUGUCGAAAUUCUCUGUCGAGUACCUGAUACUCAACAAAACACUGAAUUUAUCUUCUCGAUCACCUACAGCAUGAUUGAAUAUUUGAGAUAUAACAGCACAGAGGAUAAGGCUGUUGGUUUCACUGAAUUUGGAGAGAAACUGGCAGAAGAGUAUAAUAAUAAUGCGAUUUUACGUGCGCAACCAGAAUUUGUGCUGAAUCAAUGCAAAAAAAUUGGAGAUGUAAUCCUUAAUUUAGGGUUGACAGUACCACCAGAAGUCAUUAUCCGAUUGGAUAGGGAAGCUAAUGGGAAUCAGAAAGCUGUUCUGGUGUGCAGUGCCUAUGACUUCUACCCAAAACCCAUCAAGCUGACGUGGAUGAGAGAUGAUAAAGAGAUGACGGCGGAUGUGACCUCCACUGAGGAGCUGGAUGAUGGAGACUGGUACUACCAGAUUCACUCCCACCUGGAAUAGACGCCAGCUCUCAUAGACCCAUGGUCUAUCACUGGGGUCAGAACAGAGUUAUAACUGAUAGUGUUAGGAAUCGG